Molecule: messenger RNA, 624 nt
Organism: Strongylus vulgaris
Lineage: Eukaryota; Metazoa; Nematoda; Chromadorea; Rhabditida; Strongylidae
Source: the annotation of a GenBank genome assembly
UUGACCGAUUUCCGAAAGACUGUAGAGAGGCAUGUUGUGGAGCUCGAAACGGAAAAUAGGCUACUCAAAGAAAAGAACUCGGACCUUGUCAAGUACAAAGAGGAAAGCAAUGCACGAGUUGAGGAAAGUGAACGAAAUGUCAAGGAGCUCCAGGAGAAGACUGUAAGGGAGCUUCAAAGGGAAGUAAAACAGCUGUACGUUGAGCUAAGUGAAAAGACUGAUGCCCUUGACAUGGCGAACGCACGAUUAGCAGAGCUUGAGUCGAGCAGUUCUAAAGACGAGGAAGAAAUUGCAAAUAAACAGACGCGGCAAACUGUUGAUGCUUCGCCAAACUACGAGUACGAAGAAGAGAUGGAGUCCAUGCGAAAAAGGUUGAAGGACUCGCACAAAGAGGUAGACAAUCUAAGAGAAGCGAACGCACGGCUAGAACGAUUAAUGGAGCAACAAAAAAAGACUAACGCUAACUCUCCAGCAAUAAUUCAUGUUAAUGGUGGUGACUGCGUUGGAUUUGCUGAUCCUGCAGAAGCUGAGUAUCUCAAGAAUGUCCUCUAUCGAUAUAUGUAUUCAAGGGAAAAUCUUGGCAAAGAAGCUGUGAUCAAUCCUGGAUCACUUCUCACCUGGUGA